This is a messenger RNA of Saccostrea echinata, 794 nucleotides long. RefSeq lists its product as uncharacterized. Gene Ontology annotation, molecular function: protein binding. Bases 6 to 794 code for a protein of 262 amino acids. The transcript has 12 exons. The record is from RefSeq and is a predicted model, not a curated record. NCBI's taxonomy places the organism in Eukaryota, Metazoa, Mollusca, Bivalvia, Ostreida, Ostreidae.
GAACUAUGACUGGUACAGACGUAUAUCCCGUUCCCGUUCUACCAGGGGGUGUGAUUACAGGAACAGGAGGGACAGGGGGUACAGGAGGGGGUGUGGUUACAGGAACAGGAGGGACAGGGGGUACAGAUGGAAGUGGAACAGGGGGAUAUGUCGUUCCUGGUGGAUCAGGAGGGGUAGUGUAUCCAGGAACUGGAGGCACAGGGGGUACAGGUGGAUCUGUCGUUUCUGGGGGAUCAGGAGGAACAAUGACUGGAGGAACAGGUAUGUGCGCGGAUAAACUAAACAACUGUGCCAACUACGGCAAAGCUGUCUGUACUGACGCUACCUAUGCUGGUUGGGUCAAGGAGAACUGCCCAGCUUACUGUGGACAGUGUGGAAGUAUGACCAGCGGAGGGACAAUGACCGGCGGUGGCACAAUGACCGGCGGUGGCACAAUGACUGGAGGUACUGGUGGUGUUUACUAUCCCUCAGGAAGCGGAAGUGGUGGGACAAUGACCGGUGGCGGAACUAUGACUGGAACAGGAUCCGAUGGAACUAAGACUGGAACAUCUACAGGCUGUGUAUACAAAGGCCAGGUUUACCAACAGGGACAGACCUGGAAGGAUGGAUGUACAUACAGAUGCACAUGCGCUGAUGCCACCACAGGAAAAUAUACAUGCACUGGACUCUGUGUACAAUGGAAUCUACCACAAUCUUGCCACUUGAAUCCCCCAGCAGCAGGAAAAUGUUGUCAAACACCUAAUUGCCCACCUACCGUACAAAUCCAGUACCCUCCAAACUACGUUGAGGAGUAG